Messenger RNA from Scaptodrosophila lebanonensis, 2554 nucleotides. It is a transcript of the gene casp, whose product is annotated as FAS-associated factor 1. Gene Ontology annotation, molecular function: ubiquitin binding. The coding region runs from base 361 to 2424 and encodes 687 amino acids. The record is from RefSeq and is a predicted model, not a curated record. Lineage: Eukaryota; Metazoa; Arthropoda; Insecta; Diptera; Drosophilidae. The transcript is spliced from 14 exons. Gene Ontology annotation, cellular component: endoplasmic reticulum; nucleus.
GAAAACGUGCACUUCAAAUAAUAUUCAUACAGAAAGCGGAGUUCCCGGAGCUUGCUAUUUAGAUAGUUGCUGAUGAUUUCAGAACGAUAAAUUAUAUAAAUUUAAAUUAAUGAGUAGGAGAGGAAACGUAGAUGCUUUAUUGUAGUAUUUUCUCUAGCACCAGGUAUUUUGUUCAGUUUCGAAUAUAAAUUUCGUUAUUCAUAUCGAUAUUCAUCGAGCCAUCGAGGUAUAUCGCCAUUUAGCAAUCGUUGCAUCGAUGUUUUUCACAUCACUAACGUCUUUGUGUAAUAAAUUGUGUGAAAAAAAUCGAAGUAAAGAUUUUGACUGUGAGAAAUAAAUCAAGCCAUAUCGGAGAUACCAAUGUCGGAGAGCAAGGAAGAUACUUUAGCCAGUUUCCAGGCGAUAACUGGCAUAGACGAUGUUGGUGAGGCAUUUUCGCACUUAGAGGCGGUAAACUGGAAUCUUAUGGAGGCACUGAGCCGUGUCAUGCCACACGAAGAUACACCAUUGUCGAAUCCAAUACAUCCCCCAGAGCCGGCUGCACCAGAUCCAGUGACGCAUCAGAGCACCAACGGCUUUCGGCCACUAAGUUUCGAUGAUAUGCCCGGAACCUCAACGGCACGCAUUCCCGGAGGACCACCUGGUCUGUUUUCAGAGCCCAUGACUGCAAUGUUUCCAACUUCACAACUGCUGGCCCAGUUGAGCAUAAAUUUGGAUCCUUCCAGACAGAACAACAACCAAAACAUCAUCAUUUUCAACAUCCAUUUCAACCAGCAACUUUAUCAAAUACGCUUGCCAGCAACCGCAACCGUUGAGCAAUUAAAACGAAAGAUUUACGAUGUUACAAGCGUUCCACAAUGCCGCCAGGCCAUACGAGGCUGGCCGCCAUCUAGCGCCCGGGACGCCCAAUUGCCUGGCACACAGCUGUGCAAUUUGAGUUUAGCGCAAGAGAACGAGUUCAUAUUGGUUGAUCUGACCGAGGACGGCUUUAUGGACACUGAGCACGAUGAUAUUUCACAACGUUUAGACAAGGUAUUCACAAUUGAGAUUGUGGAAGAGCCAAAUAGUAAUCCCCCGCUAACUCUUCAAUUGCCCGGAAGCACGACAAUGCAAGAGGUGAAAACAAAUUACUUCUACAUUAGAUCUGUACCGGUCAGGCAUCAGGAGUGGACGGGUUGGCCCAACGGUUGUAACAAUGAAACCAACUUGGCGCAAUCAGGCAUCGACCUAACACACAAAUUAUUUGUGCGCAACAUUUCAGAGCGGACGCAAAACAAUUCCAAUUUGUUGUCAAACACGGAAAUCGUUAAUGUUGACAGCGAGAGCUCAGCAGACGAAUUUGAAGAUGCAACCGAUUUUAAUAACUCGGAAUACAUAUUCUCCGACUCGCCACCCGUGCAACCGCUCAACAGACAUCUCAUACCCAACAACAUAGAUGACGAAAUCAACGGCUCCACAAUAUUUGUUGAAAAUUAUAAGCAACGCUUUAUGGAUCCUUAUCCAGAAUUUUAUGUAGGCAGUUUGGAAAGCGCACUGAGAGAAGCAUGCCAUAAGCCCGCAAAAGAGCGCAAGUUAUUGGCUAUUUAUUUACACCACGGCGAGAGCAUACUCACAAACGUUUUCUGUGAUCACCUGAUGAAACAUGAGAGCAUUAUACAAACAUUCAAGGAAAAUUUUGUGCUUUAUGGCUGGGAUCUGACGUACGAGAGUAACAAGGACAUGUUUCUGUCGUCGCUCACCGCCUGCAUUGGCAGCACAGCUUCGUUAACGGCUAGAAACAUUAAACUUGAUAAGUUACCCGCCAUUAUGUUAAUUGGAAAAAGCCGUAUGACGGGGCGAACAUCUUGCGAGGUAUUAUCUGUGAUUCAUGGCAACAUUGGAUUAGAUGACUUGCUUGCCCGGCUCAUUGAGACAUGCGAAAUGUACGAGGAGCAAUUAAAACAUGAAAUACGCGAAGAGGACGAAAGAGCUGCUCGCGACCAAGUGAAGGCUGAGCAGGAUAUGGCAUAUGAGGCAACACUACAAGCGGACAUGGCCAAGGAGGCAGCAAAGCGGCAAAAAGAGGCUGCUCAAGCAGCUGAACGUAAACGUAUAGAAUCUGAACAGGCUGAGGAAGACGCUCGGCGCGAAUCCAUUCGAUUAGUGGCCGAGCAAUCGUUACCUCAGGAACCGACCGAAAAUGAAGCAAGCAUUUCUAAAAUACGCGUCCGCAAGCCAACAGGUGACUUCUUGGAGCGACGAUUCUUUACGCGCAACACCCUGCAGGACCUGUUAAAUUUUGUGGCUGCUAAUGGAUUUCUUAUCGAUGAGUUUAAGCUAAUACGUAGUUGGCCGCGCUGUGACUUAACCGCCAUCGAUGCAAAUCAAACGCUGGAGACGCUUAAACUAUUCCCGCAAGAAACGGUUAUACUGGAGGAGCGAUGAUUCUCUCUAUCAAAAUAGGAGGGGUUCGUUUAAUUGGGUUUAAGUUUUGCAUUAAUAUAAUAAAAUUGUAGAGUUGUAUUUUACGUAAAUUUUAUAAAGUUGUAAGCAAAAAGAAAUGCCGAAAGCUGCA